Molecule: messenger RNA, 1428 nt
Organism: Babesia bovis T2Bo
Lineage: Eukaryota; Apicomplexa; Aconoidasida; Piroplasmida; Babesiidae
Product: CCAAT-binding transcription factor (CBF-B/NF-YA) subunit B family protein
Exons: 2
Coding region: 300-1322 (340 amino acids)
Source: RefSeq, a predicted model, not a curated record
GUUGUAGUUCGCAUAGCUUUUAACCGAUUGUGUGUGAUUCUUCUUGGUAUUAUUCGUUAAUUGUUUGUGUUAUUAAAUUGCUUAAUUGGACGUCGCUUUAUGAUUGUAUGGGGAGUAUGUUAGGAUUACCUUGUUUUUCCUUAGUGUUCACUUAGUUUGCAUUACAUUUGUGUAGCGUGUGUAUAAUUGGGUUGUAUCUUGUGUUUGCAGGGUUUAUACGGUUCAUUUGUGUGUUUGUUUGUGUAUACGGUGUUCUAUUUUUGUAAUUCUUUUUGUAAGCUAUAGCGCUCUACAUCACGAUGAGUUACAGUUCUUCGGAUAACAUAGAGGAUCCGUUUGUUAAGUACGUGUUUUACGUGAAUCCGUUGCAAUAUAAGCGCAUUUGUAUACGUCGCGAUCAACGUAAUCGCAUAUUACAGAAGCGUGGUCGUCCAUUACCUACUUAUGUACCUGUUGCGGUACGUUCUGAGGUGAGUGGUAUAAAGCGCAGUCGUUCUGGAUAUGAUAUUUCUUCCCAUGGUUAUGGUUUGCAUGGCUACGGUUUGUACUCCGAUAUGAAUUAUGGCAUGAACGGCGACUAUACUCAGGGUGUUUCCAAGAUGAUGUGUUACAAUGACUAUUCAAAUGGCGGUUACGUUGAAUCGUCUGGUUUGAUGCAAAUGAAUCAGGAUCCUAUGGGUUACGUCACUCCAUCUGGUAUGGGUCCUCUGUCUUCUAAGUCUGUUGAAUAUCAAUCGCCGCGUUAUGGUAAUGGCUGCGUUGGUAUUCCUGAUGUUUACCAAACUAUGCGGCCUAUGUGUUCCAUGGAUUCGACUAGUAGUAUGGAUCGUGUUACAUCAGAUUCCCAUUCGGGUGACCUUUACUCUUCUAUGCAGGCUGUAUACCCGGGUAAUGGGCAGGUACUACCUCGUGUGAAUGGUUUAUCUGAGAGUUUUUCAUCUAAUUCGAGUAGCAACCAUGACAAAUCGGUGAUGGGUCAGCGUUCUGGCAUGAACAUAAUGCCUGGUUAUUCUCCUACAUCUGAGGCUAUGUCCAAUUGUUCCGUCGUAACUGAUUUUUACGGCAAUUCCUCUUAUAGUGCUGGUUCUUACACCAGCGGUUCAUAUUCUGGUGAGACUUACAGUGGCGAGUCGUGUUCAUCUGAGUAUGCGUACCCUGGCGGUACAACUUCUGAGUACUACACACCUGGUUCGGGUACCGGUACUGUUUGCAAUGGCAAGGGUCAGGGCGUUACUUCUGACUCCGUCAAUCCAUCUACAUCGUCUGACGACAUUGCCGGUGGUUAUUCUCAGCAUGUUGUGGAGGGUGUUGGUGGUUAUUGACGUAAUGUCAUAUCGCUAUAAUUCGGGUGAUGUGAAAGCAUCUGCAUCAUCUGUGUCAACUACUCUGUUGUGGUAUUCACAUCAGUGUUUCCUUCUUGUUCCAGCA